Molecule: messenger RNA, 1286 nt
Organism: Marchantia polymorpha subsp. ruderalis
Lineage: Eukaryota; Viridiplantae; Streptophyta; Marchantiopsida; Marchantiales; Marchantiaceae
Source: the annotation of a GenBank genome assembly
GCAGGCACAUCCUUCGGGCGCGCUUCGAACUCCUCUCGUUCCCUCGAGCCGGCGCGCGCACUCGAGUGAGGAGGAAUCGAUCGACCGCGGCAUCCGACCCGUUGGGCCGAACGUUCGCGCGCGCCAUGGCCUCCGCGGCUUCCACAUCCACCACGCUCCUGUCCAUGGCGGCGGCGGCGGGGAGCUUCGCCCUCGCCUCGUCUCGAUCGCCCGCUGCGACCGGAGCGGCUUUCCCGGGCGCUGCCGCGGUCUUUUCCAGGCGGCAGAGUUUCGGUGCCGUCGAGUGCCGCUGCGCUGCAGGCAACGAGAAGGAUGCGGUCCAGGGGCGGGAGGCCGUGGCCGGCCGACGAUCGGCUCUCGCUUUUCUGGCCGGCCUCGUCGCCGUGAGCUCCAACGGGGCGGCCCCGGCGCGCGCCGCGUAUGGCGAGACCGCCAAUAUUUUCGGAACUCCCAAGCAGCAGACUGGCUUCACCACCUACUCGGGGGAGGGCUUCGUCGUCGACCUCCCUUCCAAAUGGAACCCCAGCAAGGAGAUUGAGUUUCCGGGGCAAGUUUUGAGAUACGAAGACAACUUCGACCAAUUGUCCAACCUUUCCGUUUCUAUUGUGGACGCUCCAGUGAAGUCCAUCAAGGACUUCGGCUCCCCUGAAAAAUUUCUCGAAAAGAAUUCGUACCUGCUUGGAAAGCAAUCGUACCAGGGACAAACAGCCUCUGAGGGAGGUUUUGAGAAGAAUGCCGUGGCCACUGCCAGCAUCUUCACCGCAGACGAGAAGGAGUUGGGUGGCAAAACGUACUAUUAUUUGGAAGUGCUCACGCGUACUGGAGACGGAACUGAAGGAGGUAGGCACCAGUGCAUCGUCGCUACUGUGAAUGGCGGGAAAUUGUAUAUAUUUAAGUCACAAGCUGGAGACAAGAGGUGGUUCAAGGGAUCACAGAAGUUCGUGGAGGGAGCUGCCGCGUCUUUUAAGUUAGCUUGAGCAGUAGUAGUACUUCAACAGGGGUGAAAAUUUCGGCUUUCUGGUCUGGCAUUCGUUGAGUCCUGGGAAAUUAUCGAGAUGACGAUGAUAUUUUCCUGAGACGGCGAGUGACCUGCUUAUCGGAGGUUGAUGGACAUGCCGAUGGGGAGAAGCCUAUUCCGUAGUACUUUGAACAUAUAUCUGUAAUAUGGAGUCUUGUAACAUAAUGUACAGGUGAAGACAUGAGGAAGAUCGGUUACAAGACCAGGGUGGUCACACUCGCCGGUAACUCGUGUAGUAUUUUCGAACUGUUAUAGAGUGGCAUACUUU